Molecule: messenger RNA, 1376 nt
Organism: Trematomus bernacchii (emerald rockcod)
Lineage: Eukaryota; Metazoa; Chordata; Actinopteri; Perciformes; Nototheniidae
Product: serine/threonine-protein kinase NIM1
Exons: 3
Coding region: 1-1305 (434 amino acids)
Biological process (GO): microtubule cytoskeleton organization; intracellular signal transduction; protein phosphorylation
Cellular component (GO): cytoplasm
Molecular function (GO): tau-protein kinase activity; ATP binding; protein serine/threonine kinase activity
Source: RefSeq, a predicted model, not a curated record
AUGCUGGGUAGGCAGUACCAGGUGGCGAGCACCAGGCUCCACCACAGCCGGUACAGCCUGACGGACACCUCUGAGGUGGGCCCCGAGGACGAGGAGGCGUACCCCCCGCCGCGCCCCAGCCCCCUGCAGAAGCUCACCACAGACUUGUGCAAGGACGAUAAGACCAUCAAGGACCUGGUGGUGGGCCGCAGGGUGGGCUUCUACAAGGUCCGCGGGGAGAUCGGCUCCGGGACGUUCUCCAGGGUCAAGUUGGCUUUCCACGCUCUGACUAAAGACAAAGUGGCCCUGAAGAUCCUGGACAGGACCCGGUUGGACAGCCACGCCCAGCGCCUGCUCUCCAGGGAGAUCAGCACCAUGGAGAGCCUGCGCCACCCCAACGUGGUGUGUCUGUACGAGGUGGUGGAGACGCCCAGCCGCCUGUUCCUGGUGCUGGAGUACGCCGGAGGAGGAGACCUGCACAACAGGAUCUGCACCGAGACCAAACUGUCCGACGUCACCUGCAAGAUCACCUUCGCCCAGAUCCUCUCUGCCAUCAAAUAUAUGCACAACCGCAACAUCAUCCACCGCGACUUGAAGGCGGAGAACGUCCUGCUCACCAGCACCGGCUGCGUGAAGGUGGCAGACUUUGGGUUCAGCACGCAGAUCUCCGAGCGCAGCGACGCGCUGGACACCUUCUGCGGCUCCCCGCCGUACGCCGCCCCGGAGCUGUUCAGGGAGGAGUGCUACCUGGGGCCCCCGGUGGACGUGUGGGCCAUGGGGGUCGUGCUCUUCUUCAUGGUGACCGGCACCAUGCCGUUCCGCGCCGACACCAUUGGAAAACUGCGGCGCUGCGUCAUCGAGUGCGCCUACACCGUGCCGCCCUGGGUGCCCGGCCCCUGCCAGAGGCUCAUCAAGGGCAUCCUGAAGGCGGCCCCCGACGAGCGCGACGCCCUGGACCAGAUGAUGGGCUGCAAUUGGCUCCUCCCUGUGGAGUUCCCCUGGUCCCUGGUGCACCCGGAGCCGUCGAGCUCUCUGCAGAGCCUGCUGGACUCGGAGCGGGGCAGCAUGGAGGAGGAGGUGGAGGAGGAGGUGAGGGCCACGCUGGAGGAGCUGGGCUUCAGCGCGGAGCACCUGCCAGACAGCCAGACCAAACACAGCCGCAGCCCCGUCACGGGGGUGUACCGCAUCCUGCUGCACCGCGCCCAGAAGAGGAGGGGCUGCGACUGUCCCCCGGUGGUGCGAGGGAUGGUGAGCGACCCCAAGAGGGAGGGGCUCAGCACCUACAGGGGCCUCAAACACACAUCCAAACUCUGUGUGCUCUCAUAAAAAGACUGGCAGAACUGUUUUUAUAUAUUUUCUACAAGCAUGGAAUUAGUGGCUUUUUUGUUUUUUUACAU